Molecule: messenger RNA, 2635 nt
Organism: Micropterus salmoides (largemouth bass)
Lineage: Eukaryota; Metazoa; Chordata; Actinopteri; Centrarchiformes; Centrarchidae
Product: POU domain, class 3, transcription factor 4-like
Exons: 1
Coding region: 350-1438 (362 amino acids)
Biological process (GO): regulation of transcription by RNA polymerase II; brain development
Cellular component (GO): nucleus
Molecular function (GO): RNA polymerase II cis-regulatory region sequence-specific DNA binding; DNA-binding transcription factor activity, RNA polymerase II-specific
Source: RefSeq, a predicted model, not a curated record
CAAUAAACCCGUGCGUAAAUCAGUUGGAAACUUUAAUUAAUAAACAGGAACUGCGCUCCACGCGCACAUCGUUCUACAGCCAUACUCACUGGACCAGCAUUCCCACUCACUUCCGGUUCGACUGCCUUUAACCCUUUCCCAUCCGCAGCUCUGCUUUCAGAGGCUGAGGUUCGGGUAUCUGCGCUGUCAUUGGUCGACAUGCGUCGUCACUGCGUCUCCGUCGGUCUGUGAGUGGUGGUGGAGGCUGUCAGUCAGUGACAGGCCGCUGCAGAGACUCCAGAGAGAGGGAGAUGUCAGAGGCUGAACUGCUCCCUCGCUUCAGUAGCACUAGUGGGGUUCAGCAGCCAGCAUGGCCACAGCUGCCUCCAGCCCCUACACCUUGCUCAGCUCCAGCCCCAUGAUCCACCCGGACAGCCAGGCCAUGCAGCCUGCUAGCCCCUACAGAGGACACCAGAAACUCCUACAGAGUGACUACCUGCAGAGCGUCCAGAGUAACGGGAACCCCCUCGGGCACCACUGGGCGAGCAGUCUGUCGGAGGGCAGCCCCUGGUCGGCCAACAUGGAGCAGCAGGACGUAAAACCAGGCCGAGAGGACCUGCAGCUUGGCAUCAUCCAUCACCGUUCCCCGCACGUAGCGCAUCACUCUCCUCAUCACAACAACCAUGGCAACCACCCGGGAGCCUGGGGAACUCCGGUGUCCCACAACUCCUCCAUCACAAGCGGGCAGCAGAUCAAUAUCUACUCCCAGACGGGCUUCACUGUCAACGGCAUGCUGGACCACGGUGGCCUCACACCUCCACCCAACCCGCAGGGCCAAGGCAUGCACCCGGGCCUCAGGGACACACUCAGCCCCGAGCACAGCGACCUCGGCGGGCACCACUGCCACGAUCACUCCGACGAGGAGACGCCGACUUCGGACGAGCUGGAGCACUUUGCCAAGCAGUUCAAACAGCGGAGAAUCAAGCUGGGCUUUACGCAGGCGGACGUGGGUUUGGCUCUGGGCACGCUGUACGGUAACGUGUUUUCCCAAACCACCAUCUGCAGGUUCGAGGCUCUGCAGCUGAGCUUUAAAAACAUGUGCAAACUAAAGCCGCUGCUGAACAAGUGGCUGGAGGAGGCAGACUCGACCACAGGUAGCUCUAGCAGUAUAGACAAGAUAGCAGCUCAGGGGAGGAAGAGGAAGAAGAGGACGUCCAUCGAGGUCAGCGUGAAGGGGGUUCUGGAGACGCACUUUCUCAAGUGUCCCAAACCCUCCGCGCAGGAGAUCACCUCGCUGGCGGACUCGCUGCAGCUGGAGAAGGAGGUGGUGCGCGUGUGGUUCUGCAACCGGAGGCAGAAGGAGAAGCGCAUGACGCCGCCGGGAGAGGCGCCGCCACACGAGGGACCCUAUUCUCACAGCGGGAGCGCGGGAGACGCCUCCUCGUGCCAUGAUCUCUGACCGAAGCACCGGGAGGAAUCCCCCGGCACAGACUCUCGAGCGAAGGGGCGCGGUGGCACCUCCAAGCCCCCGCGCCUGUCCCGGCACAGACUCCUCCAGAUGCCUCCAGCACUGAAACACGACAAUAACAAUAACAGAGAUACCUGUUCAGCCUUCGUCAUUUUCUAACUGUUAUGAGGGCAUUAUUCUAUAGCGGCAUAUCAAACUUCACAUUUCAGAUCACCUUUGGAGCCCGCCAAAUUAUUUUCUACAUCAUGGAUAUAAAUACAAAAUGUGCCUAAUAACCUGCCAGCGCCUUUGGUUUGUGUCACCACUUCUCAUCAGCUCGGUAAUAAUGAUAGGAUGGGACUGAUGUCUGUUGUUUUUGAUUUGUUUGGACGUCUCUCACAUAUUUGUGUUGUAUGAUCAGCGGAGUGAAACAAAGAAUAAUAUCACUUUUCUUAAUUGAUUUGUUGCAGCACCAGAGGCCAUUUUACAGUCCACCCCAUACUUCCCUCGGGCUUACAAAAUGCUUUAGUUCUCAUCACAUUUGCGUUCAUUAUUUUGUAACAUACUCGUAGCAGAUCUGUAAUUAUUUUUGCAUAUGCAAAUAUAGGCCCUCAGUCCAGUUGUAGAGGUAUUGCUACCAACAUAAUAGCACUUGGAGUUUAUUUUUUAUUUUUAUUAAAUUCCUCCCUUGUGGCCUGUAGCUUAUGAAGCCACACACAGUUACAGCUAUUUAUAAAUUCAUUUAUUUGAUUUUAAUCAUCUUCGACCAUAUAAACUGUGUGGACUCUGAAAUAGAGCCGAGAAUAGAAAGAGGGGUUGACGACGCUAUACACCUGCCUAUAAUUUUAUUGUACGUUCAGUAUCAAAAUUUUAUAAUCUUAAAUACUCCUGUUAUUGGUUUAUUUCUUAAGUAUUUUUUCGAAUAUUGUACAGUUUUAUAUAUUACCCUUUUGAAGUCAUUAAUUUAAACAAAUGCUCUUAGUUAUUCAUGCACUUAAUUAGCAAUGUAAAAAAACACAACAAUAUUUUCAGUAAGAUUGAACUGUUUCGGCGGUUUUAUUCCAAAUUUCGAUGACAGCUCAAGUAAUUAUUUAUUUUCAGUAUAAAGCUUGUAUUAUGUUUUGAAAUAAACUAUGUAUGUUGUAAUAAACAAUUUCUUGCUACAACUGUUCACUGUCCAAAACAGAAUUCAACCUCUGAUAAAAGAAU